This is a messenger RNA of Trypanosoma rangeli, 1113 nucleotides long. Its product is annotated as S-adenosylmethionine decarboxylase. Gene Ontology annotation, molecular function: adenosylmethionine decarboxylase activity. The transcript has a single exon. Gene Ontology annotation, biological process: spermine biosynthetic process; spermidine biosynthetic process. Lineage: Eukaryota; Euglenozoa; Kinetoplastea; Trypanosomatida; Trypanosomatidae. Gene Ontology annotation, cellular component: cytosol. The record is from RefSeq and is a predicted model, not a curated record. Bases 1 to 1113 code for a protein of 370 amino acids.
AUGCCUGGCAGCAAGGACCCCUUCUCAUUGAUGGCCAUGUGGGGCUCCGUGAGGAGCUACGACCCAAAACAGGGGGCUAAUUUUGAGGGACCGGAGAAGCGUCUGGAGGUCAUCAUGCGGUUCCUUGACGAAACCCACGUGGAUGGUCUCUAUGCCGUUGGCGAUGAGGUGUGGACAGUUGUAGUAGGCUCAUUAAAUGCUCAAAUUGUAUCUAAAGAAAGUAAUGAGUUUAUUCGCUCUUAUGUGCUCACGGAAAGCUCGCUAUUUGUCAUGCGGGACCGUAUAAUUUUGAUUACAUGUGGCACAACGACUCUGCUUCAUGCGGUUCCUUACGUUUUGGAGGUGGUUAGUAAUGUGCGCGGGGAGGUGGAAUGGGCCUCCUUCAUGCACAAAAACUACAGCUUCCCGUGGGAGCAGAAGGGGCCUCAUCUUUCCAUGGCAGAGGAGUUCAACAGUCUAAGGACGUACUUUCCAGCAGGCAGACCUUUUAUAUUUGGUCCAGUAGACAGUGAUCAUUACUUUCUGUUUGUCUACGAUGACAUCAUUCGUCCAAGCGCGACGGAAAAUGAUACACAGUUAAGUAUGACAAUGUACGGCCUCAACCGUGCGCAGACGAAGCAUUGGUAUUCCGAUAGGUUUAUUUCGACAGGCCCGGAGACAGCCGCUAUCCGCCGGGCUACAUCGCUGGACAGGGUGGUAGAUGACUCAUGGAAGGUGCAUGACUUGCAAUUUGAGCCUUGUGGGUAUAGCGUGAACACCAUCCGUGGUGCGGAAUACCAGACAAUUCAUAUCACACCAGAAGAUCACUGCUCAUUUGCCUCUUAUGAAACGAAUACGCCCGUUGCCAAUUACGCGGAGCGGAUAAGCACAGUGCUGGGUGUUUUUUCCCCACAACGUUUCUCAGUGAUUGUCUUCCUUGACCCCGAUAGUGCUGUCGGAAAGAUGUACCAGCGAGGGGAGAACGUUGGGGUGGAAGCUGAGUACUUCCCAGAAUAUGAGCUGCAAAAUCGUACUGUCAAUGAGUUUACUCCAGGCUGUGUUGUGCUAAAGAUGAAUUACACAAGGAAAACAACAGACACCGAGGCAAUUUCCACUUCCGCUGUGGAAGCGUAG